Messenger RNA from Racocetra persica, 134 nucleotides. The record is from the annotation of a GenBank genome assembly. Lineage: Eukaryota; Fungi; Glomeromycota; Glomeromycetes; Diversisporales; Gigasporaceae.
AUGACUCAAUCUGAUUCUAAUAAAAAAGAAACUGCAAAUCUCAUGUGGUUCAGAGAGAAUGAAAAUACAAAUUAUCGAAGACCAAUUAUGUUUCCUGACAAUGAUAGACAUAUAACCGAAUAUACUCAAAUUAA